AUGGCGAGCCCGCUGAGGUCCCGCCGCUCCGCCGCUCACUGCCGGCGCCGCACGAACCCCGCCACCUCCAUCAACAGCCGGCCGGGCGGCGACUCUCGCUUUCUGUCCCGCCAGCCACGGGGGGCCCAAGAAACUUCGGGGGGCGGGGCCGGGGGCGGGGAGAGGCUUCCGGGGGCCGGAGGGCGGAGCCUGGGGAGCGGAAUAGCGGGGCCCGGAGGCCGGGGUCCCGGGCGGGAAACGGGGGGCGGGGCCGGGGCUGAAGGCGGGGCCUGGGCGGGGCGGGCAUGGGUUCUGAGACUGGACGGAGGAGCCGGAGCUGGAGGAAGCGGGAGGGACAGCUCCGAGAGAGGUUCCCCCGACGCGCGGAGGGAGAGAGACAGGGGGGAGAUAAAGGAGAUUGGACUGAGACCACCGGUGAGAGACAAGAGAUGAGACGUAAGGAAAGAGUUCUUGAGGAGGAAAUUUCAUACAGAAGAAAACCCGCUCCUCCCGAGCGCUUCCCUCAAAAGCAGGCUUCGGGUGAGAAGAGGAGAUCCGGGAGCAGUGCAGAGCUACCCUCGCAAUUGACUCCGCGGAAGUAACAGCGAACACAGCACCCGGAGGAUGCUAAGAGUAGCCACAAGCAGACGGGGAGGAAGUCCGACCCUAAGAGCGAGAAGUCCCUCUGGCUCCGCCUCCCUCCCCCACCGGCCUAUCGGGAUCCAGUUGACGUACGGCGGCACUGGGCAGGGGAGGAGGGCGGAGCCUGAGGACCUGCAGACUACCACAAGGCGGCGCCUACGUAAUCAUUCGAUUCCUUUCCCUGCAAGGGCUUGCUGCUCUUAGAAAAACUUGUCUAGGCAUACAGCCACUUUGGAAAAAGCUCCGACAGUUUCAUAUGAAACUAAAUAUAUACCUAUUCUAUGACCCAGCAAUUUCUCACCUAGGCACUUUCUCAAAAGAAAGUAAAGCAUACGUCCACAGAAAGCUUAGCUAUCCAUCACCAGAAAAAUGGAUAUAGUAUAUCCUACAAUGGAAUAUUACUCAGCAAUAUAAAGGAACCAAGUAAUGGUACACACAGCAACAUGGUAAAUAAACUAAACUAAUCUAUGGUGAGGUUGUCUGACGAUUUAGAGUGGAUGUUGGGGAAGAGAUAUGAGGAAACUUUCUAGGUGAUGGUAAUGUUCGUAGAACUUUGCCCAGUGAAGGAAAUAUCCUUAUAUCUGUGUUGACCAAUAUGAUAGCAACUAGCUUUGUGGUAGACUGUAUCUUCUCUGACUAUCCUGCCUCCUUCUUUCCCUUAUAAAAGCUUUGUGAUUUCCAUUGGGUUCACCCAGACAAUCCAGGAUAAUCUCCCUCAAGAUCUUUAAUUUAUUACAUCUUCAAAGUCCCUCUUGCCGUGUAAGGUACCAUAUUCACAUAUGACUAUUGAGUGUUUGAAGUGUGGCCAGUGUGACUGAAAAAAAUGAAUUUUUAAUUUCAUUUAAUUUUAAUUAGGUUUAAAUUAUGUAGCUAAACAACAUAGUUUUAUAUCCUGAUAAGGGUCUGUGAUGCACAGAUAUGUGUAUUUGUCAAAACUCUCACCAUAAGCUUAAUAUUUGUGCCUUUCACUGUAUAUAAAGCUUGUAUUUAUUUAAAAAGAAGCAUA
Messenger RNA from Manis pentadactyla (Chinese pangolin), 1627 nucleotides. RefSeq lists its product as uncharacterized. The transcript is spliced from 2 exons. The coding region runs from base 1 to 432 and encodes 143 amino acids. NCBI's taxonomy places the organism in Eukaryota, Metazoa, Chordata, Mammalia, Pholidota, Manidae. The record is from RefSeq and is a predicted model, not a curated record.